GUUUCUUUAAAUGACACUUCACAUAUACAAGAUGUUUACGCAAUAUAUGGUACAACUGGAUAUCUAAAAAUAUUUGGAAAGCAGGGAUUUUUACUGAUUUCUAGAAGAUUGGUCCGGAGCUGAAAUCCGGGGUUAAGUCCGGAUCUGAGCAGUUAUUAGGUGGCGGUUUCCCCGGCGGAUUCCCCUGACCUAACCCGGGCCCAGCGAUGGGAAAAUUUGGGAGUAGAUCCAUUGCGUUCCGCCCAAAGGCAUCAUCAGCAAGAGAUUCUCCCACUAAAUAUUGGAAAGGGCCGUUUCGAUUCUUUGAUCUGCCUCCAGAACUUAGAGACCACAUCCUGAAGCUCAUUCUGCUCGACUGGGAUUCUACUAGCAAGGAUGCCGUCCGCCUCUUCCUUACGAAUAAACGAAUAUAUACGGAGGCCGCUUCGAUAUUUUACUAUGAAGUCCUACUCGAUAAUAUGCACCUGAAAGGAACCCCUGAUCCGUUCUUGGCCGGCUCACUCACUGCGGUAACCCCUCGACUUCACGUUCGAAAUCUGAUCAUCAGGUUCUUAAUGAAGGAGCAGAUGUAUCUGUUCGGCGAGGCGUACGGCACAGCCUUGCGAGAAAUGGCCUCGAUAGGAAAACUCCAGAGCCUACGACUUGAGAUCGGAAGUCGCUUUCCAUCCUCCGAGUUCUGGGGCUUCGAAGACGAACUGUUCGUCUACGAUGACGUUCGUAUUGUAGCCGAAAAGUGGAAGGGGAUGGUGAUAAAGGCGCCUCUAUUCGUCACGAAAGAGCCGUUCCAAAACUUCCUCAGGUUUCUUGAGGAGUCCAGGAUCCCCAAGAUCAGAGUAUUCGUCGAUGCCGAGGAUCACCCAAAAUUCUGGUGUAUGUUCCAUCGCCCUCACCCGUCAGGUAAAAAGUGUAAUGGCGAGUGGGGAGGUAACGCGAAGGUAUUAAUGAUCCAGUGGCCGAGCUUGGUCAGGGCUCUUAAAGGAGCCAAAGCUGUAGCAUCAGUACAGAAGGAUUGUUAAUGUUCGAUAACCACUAUAUCGAUCAGUCAAGAGGCGACUCUAUUUAUUCCAUAAUUACCAGGCACGGCGCAGGAAGUACCAUUGACUCGUGGUCACUAUAUUCGAUGGGGAUCUAAGUAACAUUAUGUUACCAAGACGGUUAUGAAGAAUGAGUAGAUGUCUUCACGCGAUUCGACAUACAUCAAAAUAGCGAUUAGAGUCCGACCUUAAAAUGGUAGACGAAGGCGCAUUUUUUGUGCAUCACGAAAAUUUGAGACUGGAUACUGGGAUCGUGAUUAUGUUGAACUAACUACAAGAACGUACAGCUUUACAUACUGAACAUGCUCUUUGUUCUGGAUGUCUCAUCUGGAAUCCUGAUGAAAAGGGUUGUAUUGGUGUGUCUACGUGGCGAUUAAUGAAUUCAUAUGACUAAACGUAUAAUUCAAAUAGAUAUAAUAAGAUUGACUCG
Daldinia vernicosa is the source of this 1464-nucleotide messenger RNA. RefSeq lists its product as uncharacterized. Lineage: Eukaryota; Fungi; Ascomycota; Sordariomycetes; Xylariales; Hypoxylaceae. The record is from RefSeq and is a predicted model, not a curated record. Bases 207 to 1016 code for a protein of 269 amino acids. The transcript has 2 exons.